GACCCACGAGUCAAGUCACUCAGAACCCUUUGUUACUUUCUUUUCCUCAACAAUGACGCCGGGAAGUGACAUCACGUCACCGUCUCCAGCAUCUUUCAGGCUUCGUUGGGACGUGUUCCUGAGCUUCAGAGGCACCGACACGCGCAACACCUUCACCAUGGACCUCUACAACGCGCUCCACAGUCGUGGGAUUCGGGUCUUCCGUGACGAUGACGGGUUGGAUCGUGGCGACGAGAUCCAGAAGAAGCUUCUAGAAGCUAUUGAAGAUUCCGCAGCCUCUGUUAUCGUUUUGUCUCCUGAUUAUGCGUCUUCACAUUGGUGUUUGGAGGAGCUUGCGAAGAUUUGUGAGUGUGGGAGGCUGAUCUUGCCCGUUUUCUAUUUGGUUGACCCGUCUCAUGUCAGAAAGCAAAAGGGUCCCUUUGAGAUGUCUUUCAGGUCCCAUGCAAAGAAGUUUUCCAGUGAGGAGGUUCAGCAGUGGAGGGAUGCCAUGAAAAAAGUGGGUGGAAUCGCUGGUUGGGUUUUGGGUGAGAACAGUGACAGUGAAAAAAGUGAUGAGCUUAUUCGAGUUUUGGUGCAAACGGUUAUGAAGCAGAUGAGGAGUACUCCACUGAGUGUACCUCCGCACACAGUUGGGCUUGAUGAGAGAGUUGAAGAGUUGAAAAAGUUGAUUAAUGUGAAAUCCAACGAUGUAAGGGUUUUGGGGUUGUAUGGUAUGGGUGGGGUAGGCAAAACAACCCUGGCCAAGAGCCUCUUCAACAACCUUGUUGUUCAUUUUGAGCUUCGCAGCUUCAUUCCAAAUGUUAGACAAGUUUCCCAACAUGAAGAUGGUUUGAUUUCUCUUCAAAACAGAAUUCAUGCUGAUCUUUCCAAUGGUAGAAAACUGGGUCUCAUCAAUGAUGUUAAUGAUGGAUUUUCAGCUAUCAAAAGAAUAAUACAAGAGAAUCGAGUUUUGUUAAUCCUAGAUGAUGUUGAUGAUGUAAAGCAACUUGAUUUUUUGAUGGGUAAGAAGGAAUGGUUUUAUAAAGGAAGUCGGAUUCUAAUAACGACAAGGGAUACACAAGUUUUACCUGAGAGUUAUGUUGAUGUGCUCUAUGAGGUAAGGGAAUUGGAUUUCUCUUCAUCACUUGAAUUGUUCUGGUAUCAUGCAAUGAGAAGAAAGAAACCUACAGAGGAUCUUUCGGAUGUGUCAAAACAAAUAGUAGAAAAAACAGGAGGGUUACCUUUGGCUUUGGAGGUUUUUGGGUCUUUUUUGUUUGAUAAAAGGACACCACUGGAAUGGAAAGAUGCUUUGGAGAAGCUGAAACAGAUUCGACCUGCUUGUCUUCAUGAUGUGUUGAAGAUUAGUUUUGAUGCGUUAGAUGAACAAGAGAGAUGCAUUUUCCUUGACAUUGCUUGUUUGUUUGUGCAAAUGGAAAUGAAGAGAGAAGAUGUGGUUGAUAUAUUGGAUGGUUGUAAUCUUAGAGGAGAGAUAGCAUUAACAGUCCUCACUGCAAAAUCUCUAAUUAAAAUCAUUAAUGAUGGUGUCCUGUGGAUGCAUGAUCAAGUUAGAGACAUGGGAAGGCAAAUUGUUCAAAAUGAAAGUCUAGUGGAUCCUGGUCUACGUAGCAGGCUUUGGGAUCGUGCUGAAAUCUUGACUGUCUUCAAGAAUAAGAAGGGAACAAGAAAUGUUCAAGGGAUUGUCCUAGAUUGUGUUAAGAGAAGAAUGGUUAGCUCCAUUCCUAGAGAUCGCACUGCUGAUGAAAUUACUCGGGAUAACUUUAGAAAAAAGCCCAGUUGUAAAACUGCAUCAGCAUAUAUUAAAGAGAGAUAUAAAAAGUAUGUGAGGGAAAGAGAAGAGAAAGCAAAACAGUUUAUACUUCAUGCAAAGCACUUUCAACCAAUGGUUUCAUUAAGGCUACUUCAAAUUAAUUAUUCGAGAUUGGAAGGACGAUCCAGGUGUCUUCGUUCAGGACUCAAGUGGUUACAAUGGAAACAAUGUCCAUUAAGGUGUAUGCCUUCUAACUAUAAUCCUUUGGAACUUGCAGUGUUGGAUCUCUCUGAAAGUGAUAUUGAAACGGUGUGGGGCAGACACAGUAACAAGGUGGCUGAGCAGUUGACGGUUUUAAACCUCACCAGUUGCCAUCGUUUGACAGCAACUCCUGAUUUAAGUGGGUAUCUGUCCCUGAAAAAGAUUGUUUUGGAAGAAUGCUCUCAUCUAACUUGGAUUCACGAAUCACUAGGAAAUCUAAGUACCUUAAUUCACUUGAACCUGAGCCUAUGCUCUAACCUUAUCGAACUACCCGGUGAUAUGUCUGGCCUCAAACUUCUCGAGGACCUUAUUCUUUCUGGCUGCUGGAAAUUGAAAGCAUUGCCCAAAGACUUAAGCCGCAUGGUUAAUUUAAAACAACUUCUUCUUGAUGACACUGCUAUAACUGAGCUACCUGAGUCCAUCUUUCACCUGACAAAACUUGAAAAGUUGAGUGCAAAUAAAUGCCAGUAUCUGAAGAGGUUACCUAACUGCAUUGGGAAACUGACCUCACUGCAAGAAUUGUCACUAAACAAUACACCAUUAGAGGAAUUGCCAGAUUCUGUUGGUUCGUUGGAAAACCUUGAGACCCUUGGUUUGGUGGGGUGUAAAUCACUCUCCGUGAUUCCUAACUCUAUUGGGAAAAUAAUUUCAUUAACACAACUAUUUUUGAACGUCAGUGGAAUUAAGGAAUUGCCUGCUUCUAUUGGUUCUUUAUCAUAUUUAAGGAAAUUGUCUGUUGGAGGCUGCACUUCUCUUGACAAAUUGUCCGUGUCAAUAGAAGCAUUAGUUUCUAUUGUUGAGCUUCAGUUAGAUGGAACAUCAAUUACCUAUUUGCCAGAUCAAAUUGGGGCCUUGAAAAUGCUAGUAAAGCUUGAGAUGAGAAAUUGUCAGCAUCUCAGGUUUCUACCAGAAUCAUUUGGCUGCAUGUCAGCUCUUGCCAUCUUGGACAUGCAUGAGACAAAUAUUACUGAAUUGCCAGAGUCAAUAGGAAUGUUGGAAAAUCUUAUUCGGUUGAGAUUAGACAUGUGCAAACAGCUACAAAGGCUUCCAUCUUCCAUUGGAAAUUUGAAAUCCUUGCGAUGGUUAAUGAUGAAGGAAACUGCACUAACGAAUCUACCUGAUAGCUUUGGGAUGCUAACAAGCCUGGUAAAACUUGACAUGAAAAGAAAGCCCUAUCUUAAUGGGGUUGGAACCAGCAUGCCCACUGGGAUAACAAUUCCUAACAAACUAGAAGAACCUAAUUCAGAGGCGAUCUUAACUUCUUUUUGCAAUCUUACCUUGCUGGAAGAGGUAGAUGCUCAUGGGUGGCAACUAUAUGGCAAAAUUCCAGAUGACUUUGGAAAGCUAUCGUCACUAGAAACUUUAAUUUUAUGCCACAACAAUAUUUGCAGUCUUCCAGUCAGCAUGACAGGUCUCUCUUAUCUCAAAAAGCUUAGGUUAUCAUAUUGCAGGGAGCUCGUGUUUCUGCCUCCUCUUCCCUCUUGCUUAGAAGAGCUUAAUCUUGCAAACUGUACUGCAGUACAGUACAUAUCCGAUAUUUCAAACUUGGAGCGCUUAGAGGAGCUGAACCUUACAAAUUGUGAAAAGGUGGUGGAUAUACCAGGUCUUGAACAUUUGAAGUCCUUAAGAAGGUUGUACAUGAAUGGUUGCAUUGGAUGCCACCUUGUCGUAAAGAGAAGAUUUUCUAAGGUUCUACUUAAAAAAUUACAGAUUUUGAUUAUGCCUGGAAACACAGUUCCAGAUUGGUUUACAGCGGAACCAGUUGUCUUUUCCAAGCGAAGAAACCGCGAGCUUAAAGGUAUUAUUUGUUUUGGCGUGCUUUCUUUCAACAAUAUACCAGAAAACCGAAGAGAAGAGCUGCAGUUAGUGGAUGUUCAAGGGAAAAUCUUUAAUAUGACGGAUAAUGUAUAUAGCACAACGUUUCGCCUGCUAGGAGUACCUAGGACAAAUGAAGAGCACAUUUUUUUGCGCAGAUUUGGGGUUCAGUCUUCGUUAGUUUUUGAGUUAAAAGAUAAAUAUACCUUACAUUUGACAAAGCGAAACCCACCCUUUGUUGAGGGGCUGGAGCUGAAGAACUGUAGAAUUCAUUUAGUUUUUGAAGGGGAUGAUGAUUAUGAGGAAGAUGAAGGAUCACUAGACGAAAGUCAAUACUCCGUUUCACAAAAAUUAGCCAAGUUCUUCAACUUAACUGCAGAAUAUGACCCAUGUGGAUGAGUAUCAGUCUUCAGCUGAACUGCAGGAAAUCAAAAAAUGAAUAAUAUGCAUAGUUGCAUGCCUAGGUCAUCACGCAGUCGUUUUUUGUGCAAAAUCUUUCGAGUAGUUUGAAAUGAAUGUCAUUCUUAUGUUGCGAUUUUCAGGUUUCCCCUACUGAACAAAUAAAGUAGUUCUGUAACGUCAUUCUUUACCAAUUAGACGGGUAAAUAAUGUUGAAGAACUCUUUAAUUAGCAGGCAAUGACCUAACCUGACAUUUGCUUAUUAACUGUACAGCAAACUUUCCAUAACUACACUGAACACGAUAAUUUUGUGUUGGAAGGCCACAACAGAAUGAAAAGUUUUCUGAAUAUUCG
Molecule: messenger RNA, 4576 nt
Organism: Abrus precatorius (Indian licorice)
Lineage: Eukaryota; Viridiplantae; Streptophyta; Magnoliopsida; Fabales; Fabaceae
Product: TMV resistance protein N-like
Exons: 5
Coding region: 53-4222 (1389 amino acids)
Biological process (GO): signal transduction; defense response
Molecular function (GO): ADP binding
Source: RefSeq, a predicted model, not a curated record